AUGGCUUCGGCUGCCGCGGUGCAUUGUGGUCUCGCGGGGGUAAGAUGGCGGCGCCCGUUUAUAGGGCGCUGUGGUCGGACGCUGCCGCCAGGUGGGCUUCUUUGGCCUCCUCCCGGCGUCUCUCAGGCUCGACGGGUGCCGGGACGAAAUGGAGGCUUCUCGGGGCGCUCUGCUUGCAGAGGCCGCCCCUCCUAGCGCAGGAGAUGAGCCCGGAGGAGAAGGAAAUGGCUGAGCUGCUCCAGCAGAUAGAGGUGGAGAAAAGCCUGUAUUCAGACCAUGAGCUCCGCUGCUUUGCAGAAGAAGAGCGUCUGAAGAGGAGGAAAGAUAAGCAUGACGACGACGAUUAUUCUGGGAAAGAGAUUGUGCUGGCCCAAGAUCUGGAAGAUAAGUGGGAACAGAAGUUACGCAAGUUCAACCCGGCUCCACGGAUAACAGAUGCCGACAAGAAUGGUGACCGGACAUCCUUGAGCAGGAAGCUGGACCAGAAUCUGCUGCUGGUGGUCAAGCAGAAGGUUGGGGACCAAGAGGUCUGGCUGCUGCCUCAAGCUGAGUGGCAAAGUGGAGAAACUCUGAGAGCCACCGCGGAGCGGGCCUUGACGACCCUCACAGAAAACCACAUCCCAGCCAAGUUCCUAGGGAACGCACCCUGCGGUUUCUACAAGUACAAGUUCCCCAAGGCGGUUUGGACGGAAGGCAGCGUGGGUGCCAAGGUCUUUUUCUUCAAAGCUCUCCUGCAGGGCAACCACCUGCCCUUGCCCAAGGGGAAAGUGGACUACGUGUGGGCCAGCAAAGGAGAGCUGGUGGACUACUUGAAGCCUGAAUACCACUCGAAGGUCGCUCAGUUUCUGGUGGACUUGUAAAUGGCAGAGUGAGGCCCUUGGGCCAUGCCAUGAAGACAGGAAGCAUCUUUGCAUGGGGGAAUUACUGUUGAGCGUCUGUCUCUGAUGGGUUUGGGCAGCCAUGCUUGAUGAUUCCCACUAAAUAAACAAUCCACAUAACAAA
Hemicordylus capensis (graceful crag lizard) is the source of this 1002-nucleotide messenger RNA. RefSeq names its product mitochondrial ribosomal protein L46 (gene MRPL46). Gene Ontology annotation, cellular component: mitochondrial large ribosomal subunit. The coding region runs from base 45 to 860 and encodes 271 amino acids. NCBI's taxonomy places the organism in Eukaryota, Metazoa, Chordata, Lepidosauria, Squamata, Cordylidae. Gene Ontology annotation, molecular function: structural constituent of ribosome. The record is from RefSeq and is a predicted model, not a curated record. The transcript has 4 exons.